AUGCCGCACAGAAAUCUGGUCACUUGGAAUUGUAUGAUCUCCGGCUAUGUUCGAAACUAUAUGAUCGUGCAAGCGCUCAGGAUCUUUGAUGUUAUGCCCAGCAAGAACAUUGUAUCAUGGACGGCAUUGCUGACAGGCUAUUGCAAGCUCGGAAGAUUGGAUGAAGCUAGAGUUUUGUUCAAUAAAAUCCCAGAAAAGAACGUUGUUUGCUGGAAUUCCAUGAUCUCGGGAUGUAUGAAGAAGGGAGACAUUACGUCAGCAAGGUUGCUGUUUGAUGAAAUGCCAAUGAGGAACAACACUUCAUGGGCGAUAAUGAUUCAGGGGUAUCUGCAACACAAACUUGUCCCUCAGGCACGGGCCUUAUUUGAUCGAGCACCUGUACGCGCUACAGCAAUUUACAACGCUUUUUUGUCAGGCUAUGUGGAGCUAGGACGCUACAAGGAUGCGGAGGAGCUGUACGCGCAGAUGGCUGAAAAGAACUUAGUGUCAUGGAACACCAUGAUUACUUGCUAUUCCAGAAGUGGGAGGAUGGGAAGUGCAAAACUCUUGUUUGAGGGGAUUCCUGAGAAGGACACUAUUUCCUGGACCGCAUUGAUCCGUGGGUAUCUACAGAAUGGAGACAUUGAUCCCGCCAAAAGAUUAUUUGAACAAAUGCCAGUUAGAGAUGUCAUGGCAUGGAACACGAUGAUAGGCGGUUUGGUUCAGCACGGGAUGAUCGAGGAUGCCAUGCACUUAUUCGAUGAGAUGCCACAGAGGGAUGUUGUUUCUUGGAAUACAAUUUUACAGGCUCAUGUUCGGCAAGGUGAUACAGCCAAAGCAUGCAGUUUCUUUGACAGAAUGCCGUGUAAAAGCGAGACCUCAUGGAACACACUUAUAUCUGGAUGUCGAAGCGAGGAAGCUCUCGUUAUGUUUCGCCAGAUGUUGAGGGAAGGAUUUAGUCCAGACCAAGUUACUUUUGCUGUGGUUAUAUCCGUUUGUGCUUCACUAGUGGCUCUUGGGUGGGGAAGAAUGCUGCACCUCUAUGCGUGGCGAGCUGGUUAUGAGCAUGAUCACACAUUGGUGAUGAGCUCUUUGAUCUCAAUGUACUCCAGCUGUGGAUUGCUUGGUGAUGCCAAUCAAGUGUUCAAGUGCGUGCUGAAACACGACACCAUCUCAUGGAAUGCCAUGAUUGCAGCUUAUGCUUACCAUGGAUUUGCGGCAGAGGCCUUCGAGCUCUUUGAAGAGAUGAUUCGAGCUGGCUUCAUUCCCGACAAUGUGACAUUUUUGGGCCUGUUAUCAGCGUGUGCUCACAGAGGCUUGGUUGAUGCAGGAUGCAGAUACUUUAUCAGAAUGCACAAGGAUUGGAAGCUGAUUCCCAGGCCCCAACAUUUUUCUUGUGUUGUUGAUCUCCUGGGCAGAUCAGGAAUGAUGAAUCAGGCUCAUGAUUUGGUAAACCGAAUGACCAUGGUUGAUAAUGAUAAUGAUGAUGAUGGUCAUGCUGCUGCUCAGGCAAAUAAUAAUAAUGCCUGGGAGACCCUUUUGAGUGCUUGCAAAUUCCAUGGGAAUUUGGAAUUAGGACAAGUUGCUGCACAGAGGGUGUUACAGGCUCAACCUCUUGAUGGGGGGAUGUACAUUAUCUUAGCUAACAUUUAUGCGGCAAAAGGAAUGUGGCAGGAUGCAACAAGUAUCAGAGCUCUGAUGAGAGCUCGCGGAGUGAAGAAGGAGACUGGCUGUAGUUGGAUUGAAGUGAAUGGUAGGAUGCACUCUUUUAUGUCUAAUGAUAAGUCUCAUCAAUCAUUUGACCAACUGUAUCAACACUUGGAUAAUCUUUCCAUUAUCAUGGAGGAGGGGAACAUGUAA
This is a messenger RNA of Dioscorea cayenensis subsp. rotundata (Guinea yam), 1839 nucleotides long. Its product is annotated as pentatricopeptide repeat-containing protein At4g02750-like. The coding region runs from base 1 to 1839 and encodes 612 amino acids. Gene Ontology annotation, biological process: RNA modification. Gene Ontology annotation, molecular function: RNA binding; protein binding. NCBI's taxonomy places the organism in Eukaryota, Viridiplantae, Streptophyta, Magnoliopsida, Dioscoreales, Dioscoreaceae. The transcript has a single exon. The record is from RefSeq and is a predicted model, not a curated record.